AUGGCCAAGCGACCGGGGACCGACGACGGGAUGCAGACUUCGCGGAGCCCCGUGCGGGAUUUCGCGGACGUGGACGCGGACGUGGACGCGGACGUGGACGCGGAAUGCGGUUCUGGAUCCGAGGACGUGUCCCUGGAGCAGAUCCUGGCUCUUUACAGCCAACCGAUAAACGAGGAGCAGGCGUGGGCCGUGUGCUACCAGUGCUGCCGGGCUCUGGCCCGCAGGCACCGGGGGAGAGGGUCCCGGUCCUCCCGGUCCUCCUCCCGGUCCCCCUCCCGGUUCCCCGGGAGGAUCGAGGGCCCCGGGGACGUGCGCAUCCGGAGGGACGGGACCGUCAGGCUGCACUCUGCCCGCGCAGAUAAAUACCAGCCCGCUCCCACGUCAUUAGAGCUGCUGGAGACGCAGUUCUUCCUCAUUCGUUCCGACUCGUUCCUUCACAGAAUUAAACUGAACUAA
Menidia menidia (Atlantic silverside) is the source of this 456-nucleotide messenger RNA. Lineage: Eukaryota; Metazoa; Chordata; Actinopteri; Atheriniformes; Atherinopsidae. The record is from the annotation of a GenBank genome assembly.